Molecule: messenger RNA, 2084 nt
Organism: Conger conger (European conger)
Lineage: Eukaryota; Metazoa; Chordata; Actinopteri; Anguilliformes; Congridae
Product: ephrin-A5b-like
Exons: 5
Coding region: 718-1407 (229 amino acids)
Biological process (GO): regulation of actin cytoskeleton organization; ephrin receptor signaling pathway; axon guidance
Cellular component (GO): plasma membrane; external side of plasma membrane
Molecular function (GO): ephrin receptor binding
Source: RefSeq, a predicted model, not a curated record
UUGCUUGUUUUGUUUUUUUGUUUUUUGUUUUUUGUUAAAUUGCUUUGAAAAGUUACUAGAAAUGUAAAUUAAACGACGUGAACUUCUAGUAAGAACAACGAAGAUAUUAGAUUUAUUUCGUAUUUAUAUGCUGCUCAUUUGAAUUAACCGUGAAUGGCUUUCUAUGCGCAGACAAGUUUUCUUCACUUUUGGAUGCAAUAGUGCCUUUUUUUAUUUUUUUAUUUUAUCACAUGGGGCGCCGUUGUUGGAUCAUCCGCUGAUUUCGUUGUGCUUUUUGGAUUAUUUUGUUGCGAUCAAGUCUUCAAGUGCAAUGUGUAACAGUCAAAGCUGACGGGCUUGUUGCUCCAACUGGGCUGCAUCAUCAAACAGGAUUUCUGUCGGGUUGCAAAACCUCGCACCCCUGAUACGGAAUUAUCCCCAGUCCGCAUUCAGUUGUGUUGUUGGCGAAAUAACGUUACAUUCGCAAUCGCUCAUGGUUUCCGAGGAAUUUGUGACUUUUUCAAGUGAUAUAAACCCUACAGUAGCGUCUGCCGAAAGUCACUUUGCGCCGGGAAGAGUGGUAUCGGCAGCCGUUAAUCAAUAUAACAGUGCAGACCAACACAUGCGAUUAAUAGACGUAAAAGCACAGAUGCGAAUGCCGUUUGAUCAAUUCUAACUGAAGUUGCGCUCCGACGGAAGGCAGCGUAGAGAAGGGUCGCGGAUCGGACUUCAGUCGCGAUGCCGCAAGUGGACAUGAUAAUAUUCGUGUUUCUGUUCCUGUGGAUGUCUGUAUUCAGCCAGGAACCGGCUUCCAAGGUGGUUGCCGACCGCUACGCCGUCUACUGGAACAGGACAAACCCCAGGUUUUACCGCGGGGAUUACCUCAUCGACGUGUGCAUAAAUGACUACCUGGACGUGUACUGCCCGCACUACGACGAGUCUGUUCCCCUAGAGCAGGCCGAGCACUACAUCCUGUACAUGGUGAACUACGACGGCUACACCGUCUGCGACCACACCGCCAAGGGCUUCAAACGCUGGGAGUGCAACCGCCCGCACUCCCCCAACGGGCCGCUCAAGUUCUCCGAGAAGUUCCAGCUCUUCACGCCCUUCUCGCUGGGGUUCGAGUUCCGGCCAGGACGGGAGUACUACUACAUCUCCUCCACCAUCGCAGAGAACGGCCGGAGAACGUGUUUGAAGCUGAAGGUGUUUGUCCGCCCGUCGAAUGGCUGUGUGAAAACUGUAGGCGUUCACGAUCAUGUUUUUGAUGUCAACGACAAAGUGGACAAUUCCUUAGAACCGCGCGACGACACGAGUCAUGAGUCAGCCGAGCCGUCCCGCAGCGAUGUGAACGCGACAGGCUGCCCCCGGACCGGCUGGCCCCUGCUGGGCCCUGCCCUGCUGCUUUCGGCUGCGCUCUCCUGGUUAUAGCACCACCCGGUGGCGGGAGGACUGCAGCGCAUGGCCUGCGAGAGAGGCUCGCGGGCAACGUCUCCCUCCCCCAGUCUCUAGGGGGCAUGCAGGCGGAGGGCUACUCAAGGAACUCUCUUUACAGCGGAUGUGUAAUUAAUCUUUCUCAAGCACCGAAGAUCUGAGAUGGAAGUAGAAGAGCCAGUGACUCGUUCAGUCACCAAAACCAUCAUCGUGACAAAACCAUGCCAAAAUCUAACUGGAAGACCUGUGCGCUGGUUUUGUUUUUCUGUGGGGUUUUAUUUUGCCCUGUCUUUUUAAUUUGCUCAGUUCCCGUUCCUGUCCUCUCUCUCACAUAUGCACACACACAGACACAUGUUCUCUUUCACACACAUACACACACACAUUCUCUCAUACACACACACUCACACACACAUUCUCUCACACACAUUCACUUUCACACACACACACACACACACACACACGUUCUCUCUCAGACACACACACACAGUCUCACACACAAGGUAAAGAAAUGAAAAAUCACAGUGCUGGAAAUCAAAAUGCCUUCUGGGAGGAAACAGCAGCUGAGCCUCCCCCUAACCCAUCCUCCUGAGCGACGCCCCCGCCCCUCGCCCCUAACCCAUCCUCCUGAGCGACGCCCUCGCCCCUAACCCAUCCUCCUGAGCGACGCCCUCGCC